AUGUUCCCUUUGACUGCUCAACUAGUAGUUCUCAGUUUUAUGCUGGCAGUUGCGGAGUUCUUCUAUGAAAAUGGUGAACAUCCGCGUGUUGACGCCUUUGCCCAAAUCGCACAUGCAGCUGCCAAUGACCCUGACAUGGAGCGUAUUGCUACCCUGGGAAUUGGACUAGCCAUUCGUGAAAUUUGGGGAGUUGAAGAUGCAUACUUUGGCCUUUCUGGAUCUCCUACUACCGCAAAAGAGGUCACCAGUGUCAUCGUUUCGGUCGAUCCAACCGUUUCCACCACUAAGAUAUCAGCUGCUCCCACCGAAACUUCCAGCGAGACCUCGACUAAUACUUCAGCCACCGUUACUCAAGUCACAUCCUCCGUGGAAUCUGCUCAAACUUCCCAUGGCUCCUCUACCGAGGUCGUGGUGACUCGUGUCACCUUUACCACUGAGUCCAGGGGCACAUCCAAAGUCUUCAUCACCGAGACAUUGACUGAAACAGAACCUUGCAGUGAGGGGGCCACGAGUACUCCGAAUGACUCUAUUGCGACCUCCACUUCAACCUCGGCCCCUGUUAGAGAGACACUUACGAAGAUUGAAACUGAGACUUUGCCAUGCUCGUCUCAAUGUGCUUCUACCCAUACGAUUGUGGAUUCCACCACUACGGAGGCGCUGAAGACAGGCACUGCUCCGGUUUCAACAUCAAGCCCUUUUAUCGCCGUUUCUCCAGUCGGAACUGAAACUCUGGUGAAGGCAGGUUCUUGUGAGGACUCAGACCUGUGUACUUCCAAGAAGACGACCUCCAUCAAGGUCACGUCUUCCUUGACUCUGGUACAUACAGCUAUUGGCACACAGACAUCUUCCGGCGCAGGCUUCUUGCUCACUUCUGGACCCGCGUCCUCAAAAGGGUCAGUGGAAAGCCCCCAGACUGGCACACACACUGCUACCGCUAGUUCAAACCACCCUGGUGUUGGCGAACAUCAGCCUUCCAGUGCCAGCUCUGCAACUGUCGUGCCUCCUACACCCAACAAGGCGGGCGUCACUUCGACUAGCACGGCUGCUUUCAACGCUGGCAACGAGCUCGAAAUGUCGAAUGAGCUCAAAAAUCUCAUCCUGGUGGUGCUUGCAGGCUUUGACAUGCUGCUGUGA
Messenger RNA from Penicillium diatomitis, 1134 nucleotides. RefSeq lists its product as uncharacterized. The coding region runs from base 1 to 1134 and encodes 377 amino acids. Lineage: Eukaryota; Fungi; Ascomycota; Eurotiomycetes; Eurotiales; Aspergillaceae. The transcript is spliced from 4 exons. The record is from RefSeq and is a predicted model, not a curated record.